AUGUACGACCCGGACUACGACCCUAAGACGGUGAACGGGAUGGUGCCGCAGCCGCCUCCAGCCAGGAUGGACUUCGCCACGUUCGACUCGCCGCUGGACUUUAACGCGAGCGGCAUGUCGUUCGAUGACCAGGACGGGCGGUUCGUGGCAGGCGAGCAGUUCUACAACCACGAGAUGUACGGUAGUCUGCGCAAAGGAGGCGCCGUGGACUUCCUGUCCAUGGAGUGUCUCGGUCUCGUGGCCGCCACCUUCACGUCCAUGCUGUCGUAUCAGGCGCUGGUGGUGCUGGUGCAGCCCAUGUACAACACCCAGUUGGGACUCUCGUCUUCCGAGAUCGUCGCAGUGGAGCGACUCAUCCAGAUGCCCAUGGCGCUGAGUUUCGUCGUGGGUCUACUAUCCGAUUGCUACCCGAUCAUGGGUCUGCGUCGCAAAGGCUACAUGAUCCUCGGGUGCAUUAUCAACGCCGUCGCAGUGUUCGCGAUCGCCGGUGUGAGUGCCUAUUUGGGCAGUGACUCGACCGCAAGUAAUGGGAUCGUAGUGCUGGCCUUAGUGCUUGUAGCACUGGCCAGUAUCGGCUGCAUCAUCACCUACGUUUGUGUACACACGCGUGUGAUCGAGUACUCACAGCGCGAGUCUCUGCGUGACCGAGGCGCCAUUCAAGUGUCGUACUUAAUCUUCCGUCGCUUCGUGUCGAUCUUUACGUCGGUGCUGUCGUUCCUGGCCCUGGGAACAGGAUCCGAACCCAACAUCUCAGUGUCUGCAGCUAUGAUUGUAUUGGGAGUGAUCUCUAUCCUGCCCCUACCGCUGGUGUUUCGCUAUUGGAACGAAGAGGUAUACUCGCUCAACACGUCCAUGAAGAUCCGCAGUCAGAUCCUGUGGAAGAUCAUGCAGCAGAAGGCGGUGUGGCGCAUUCUCGCGUUCAUCUGGUUCUUCACACUGUUCUUAGGCAUCAAGUUCGGAGACUCGAACAGUGUAAUUAGACAGUGGGCAGGUGCCAGUGGCGACAACUCGCUGCUGGUCAAGACCAUCCAGGACUUUGUCAUGAUCGGCAUCAUGUUGCUGUGGCGGUAUCUGUUCCUCAACCGUCUCUGGCCGAUCUUCUUUGCGUUGGCGCCGGCUUUCCAGAUCCUGCCCAACCUUUUCGUGUCGCUCAUGGUGGCGCUCGAUGUGGCUCGCGACCGCUACUUCUACCGCGUCUUCUACUCGCUAACAUACGUGGCCGAUGGUAUUGGCCUCUUGAACACCAUCGUCCCCGUGACGGAGAUUGUGCAAGAAGGAUCCGAAGGUGCGCUCGUGGGUCUCACACUGACCCUGCAGCGUUGUGUCAAUAUCUUCGUCGACACCAACGCGUACGGUGCGUUCCAGGGCUCCAACUACUUCAGCGCGAGCGAAGUGGCCGUAGACACGUCCGAUGCACGCUGGGAUGUGCUGUUAUCGCUGUUCCUCAACUUCGCACUCAACGCCUUGGCGUGGGUAGGACUCUUAUUCCUGCCCUCGCAAAAGCUCGAUGCCCAGCAGCUGCGCAUGUAUGGAGGGUUCACCAAGGCUGCGAGUGGCGGGAUCCUCGCCGUCUGUCUCGUGCUCUUCAUCUACUCGCUCGUGGUCACCUUGAUGUCGCUCAUCCCAUCCACCUCAUGCCUCACCCUCGUUGGUGGCGAUGGCUGCUAAGCAGUAUUUAUGAAAAGAUAGCGAUAAUUGAAGAGAUAA
This is a messenger RNA of Phytophthora infestans T30-4, 1707 nucleotides long. RefSeq lists its product as uncharacterized. The coding region runs from base 1 to 1668 and encodes 555 amino acids. Lineage: Eukaryota; Oomycota; Peronosporomycetes; Peronosporales; Peronosporaceae. The record is from RefSeq and is a predicted model, not a curated record. The transcript has a single exon.